This is a messenger RNA of Chlamydomonas reinhardtii, 1916 nucleotides long. RefSeq lists its product as uncharacterized. The record is from RefSeq and is a predicted model, not a curated record. The coding region runs from base 317 to 838 and encodes 173 amino acids. NCBI's taxonomy places the organism in Eukaryota, Viridiplantae, Chlorophyta, Chlorophyceae, Chlamydomonadales, Chlamydomonadaceae. The transcript has a single exon.
GCAACACACGCGCUCGCGUUCUGCGGAAGCUGAGCCUGCCUGGCGGGCUUUCUAACAACGCCCCCUUGCAGUUCCUCCUGGGGGUGCAGCCGGCAGCCGCAGGAGCAGCGCCGCGGCCACUGCACUAGGCGGUCUGUGCCGUCCUUGACGCGCCGCUGUGGGCACUCACGCAUCUGGACCUGGCUUCGCCAGCGGCGUCCGGUGCAGCUGCUGCCGGGGCUGCACCCGCUGCUACAGCCACGGCUGCGGCACGCGGCUCCACGGCGAAUGCAUGCAGGGCCGGCGGCUCACGUGUGAGUGACUGAGUGAGAGGGCCAUGAGCGGCCCAGGAGCGGGCGCUGGAGGCAGCGGCAGCAUUGCGGGCAUGGGCUCGGGUGGCAUCAACGACGCAAUGCUGGCUGGUCAGCCUGGCGGCAGCGUGCCAUCUCCUCCGCACAUUGCGGCUGCACGGGGCGACCGCGGUCAGUGGUGCGGGCGCGUCAGUACUGCUGUUAAGCUGCCAGCCGCUGCGCCGCCUAUGCACCUCAGGGCUCCGGCCGUCACAGAUGCUACCCGGUCUCUGGCACUGCAGCUAGGUGAGCUAGCUUCGGUGGUGGCGCUUUCGGGAAUCGCGAAAGUUAGUUGUUGCAGUGUACUUCAACAACGGCAGCAGCAACAGCAACAGCAGCAGGGGAUGAGCCGCGCCACCGGCGACGGUGUGGGGACUGGGGUGAGGUCAGGCUGCUGCACGGCUCUGGCAGCGGCGCGCCGGGCUGCGGUGGCGGUGGUGGUGGUGGCGGUAGUAGAAGCAGCAGCAGCAGCAGCGGAGGCCGCCGGUCUGGUAGCCUGCUACAUCUAGAGCUGCCGGGUUGUGGCGGCAUUACCGGACACAGCUGCUGUGUGCCGGCGCCCGUAGCGGCUGGAGCCACGGCAACAGCAAGACCCCUCGCUCCGCACUCGGCAACGCCCCUGGAAGAGCCCCAAUCAGCUCCACCGCUGCCUUUGCUGACAUUGGAUUGUAUCAUAUCAGCACUGGCUGACAUCCUGCGCCGCUGCCCGCACAUCACCGACCUGUCUGCGUCGGGCAUGGAUGCGGCCUGUAUAGGGGUCGCCGCGCAGGCCUGCCCCAACCUGCGCCCCCUGCUAGGACUGCGCCAAACCGUCGCCGUUGGCGGCUGCGGCACCUGUAGCAGCUUCGGCGCCAGGCAUGGCCGCGCCUGCAUCUAUCUGGCCUCUGGCGACCACGCCUUCACACAGCACUGCAGCGGGCGCGGCAACCGUGAACCGCUUUGAAGUGCGUCGGUCAGAGGAUGCUUGCGCUUCUGGGCGUUAGACAUCCAGCAGACACGCCGGUGCCGGCAUCGGCGGCCGCGCCGGUGACGCUUGGUCAGGACACGGCGUGGCGCGCCCUUACCCGGCUGGAACUCCCGGCUUCUCUGCGAUCUGAUGCAGGCUUGGGAGCAUGGAUAGCGAUGCGGGGUGCGGCUCGGGCCAGGGGCCAGGGGAACCCUGGCUCGGGCAGGGGCCGUCGCGUGUCGUUCGGGUAUCCUAUGUUGCGUUCUAGUUCUGUUGGAUGGUAGUAUGGUACGUGGUCGCCCGGACGAGCAUGUGCGGUAUUGUGGCGAUGCAGCGAGCCGAGGUGGGUGGUGCGUGUGCGCGUGCUCUGCAGGAGGGUCGUGGAGGGUUGGGAGCGGGUUGGGGGCGUGUGACCGCGAUGGGGCGGCCAACGGUUUCGUUGGCUUCCCAACAACAAAAGCAAAGCCUGGCUCGGCAGAAGAACAAGCAAUUGCUGGUCAGCCUCGCUUUUCAUAAUACAGCUACCACGAGCCCUUCUCUUAUGCACCAGAGCCGACUCGUUGGUGUUGGUUGUUGCCCCACACACCGAGUUUAUCCGCCAUAGGCGCAUUCUUUGACUCCUGUGCUAGCUAUAAGUGCAC